AUAACGCGCUAAAGAAACAAACGCGGUAAGGCCGUUCCCUCGCGCCUCUGGGCAGCAUCCCCUCCCUCCUUCCGUUUUUCCUCAGCUUUAAAUACCUCCGCGUUUUCUGUCUGCAACCAGUUAAUCCCCCGUUUCCAAUACUUAUUUGCCUAAAAGAUCUCCCGUGAAAAUCGACACGCAUUGCGCAGAAACGACUUUUUUUCUUUCAAACAAUUUCACUGCAAUGGCGAGCGCGAGGGUAGAUCUGGACGGGAAAUCGAUAAAGCCGAUCACCAUAUGCAUGAUCGGCGCCGGAGGUUUCAUCGGCUCGCAUCUUUGCGAGAAGCUUAUUGCGGAGACGCCUCACAAGGUGCUGGCGGUGGACGUGUACAAUGACAAGAUCAAGCACUUACUCGAGCCUUCUUCCUUGCCCUGGGCGGACCGCAUCCAGUUCCACCGCCUCAACAUUAAGAGUGACUCUCGCCUCGAAGGCCUCAUUCGAAUGGCGGAUCUCACCAUAAACCUUGCUGCAAUAUGCACUCCCGCAGAUUACAACACACGUCCUCUUGACACAAUCUACAGCAAUUUUAUUGAUGCUCUACCGGUGGUGAAAUACUGUUCAGAAAAUGGCAAACGCCUCAUUCAUUUUUCCACUUGUGAAGUUUACGGGAAAACAGUUGGUUGUUUUUUACCCAAAGAUAGCCCAUUACGUCAGCUUUCAUCUCUAUCUUAUUGUGCAAACAGUUUAUGUACAAAUUGUGCAUGGCCUUCAGGAGUCACUUAUGACUGUAGGCUCCCUGUAUAUGUUUUCGCAAUAGCAGACACGGGGAUUAAGAAUUACUUUGUGCAUACAAUGGUCAUUUUCAUGUCACUACUGUUUGGUUUUUGUGGUUCUGUUUACCAAGAUCCUGCUUACUAUGUCCUUGCAGAAGAUGCAUCACCUUGCAUAUUCGGACCUAUAGAGAAACAAAGGUGGUCAUAUGCAUGUGCAAAACAGUUAAUUGAGAGGUUGAUCUAUGCUGAGGGUGCUGAGAAUGGCCUGGAAUUUACUAUUGUGAGGCCUUUCAACUGGAUUGGUCCACGGAUGGAUUUCAUACCCGGGAUUGAUGGCCCAAGUGAAGGCGUGCCACGAGUUCUAGCCUGCUUCAGCAAUAAUCUCUUGAGGCGUGAACCACUGAAGCUUGUGGAUGGUGGUCAAUCACAGAGAACCUUUGUUUAUAUUAAGGAUGCCAUUGAAGCUGUUCUGUUGAUGAUUGAAAAUCCAGCCCGGGCUAAUGGUCAUAUAUUCAAUGUUGGCAACCCUAACAAUGAAGUUACAGUAAGACAGCUUGCUGAAAUGAUGACUCAGGUCUACACAAAGGUUAGUGGAGAAUCUCCAGUUGAUACUCCCACAAUCGACAUAAGCUCCAAAGAAUUCUACGGUGAAGGGUAUGAUGACAGCGACAAGAGGAUCCCCGACAUGACCAUAAUCAACCGACAACUUGGAUGGAAUCCAAAGACAUCGCUUUGGGACUUGCUUGAAUCCACACUCACUUACCAACACAGGACAUAUGCUGAAGCCAUAAAGAAGGCCACUUCACAACCAAUGGCUAGUUGAGGAGAAAGUGCAUCUAUGUGUUUUCUUUUUGUGCUCCAGCAAUAUGGAGGGCCUUUUGAUUUUCAUUUGUUCAUUUGUAUAAUUUUGUUUGAUAUAUGCGGUUGAGGUUCAUAUUCCCUCAUUCUUUUUGACAGAAGUAUCGUUUAUCAGCAGCAAACGAUUUAAUGACCUUUUGUAUGCAUUGUUAUCUUUUUUGAGGGCUGUUUUACAGAGAAAUACAAAUUUUCCCUUCGCGAUUGUUGGUGUCAGCCAUAGUUUGUCUACAAGGCAGAGAGCGUUAUUUGACUCAUUCAUUGGUUCUCUUUGAAGAAAACACAAAUUUUUAAAGGGCAAUUUUUCCUAAAAUCUC
Striga asiatica is the source of this 1925-nucleotide messenger RNA. NCBI's taxonomy places the organism in Eukaryota, Viridiplantae, Streptophyta, Magnoliopsida, Lamiales, Orobanchaceae. The record is from the annotation of a GenBank genome assembly.